CAAAAGCGUGUGUGAGAGCGGCCCUUCCUCUGCUGUGUGCACGUUUGCAGUGGCGCAACAAUAGCCAGCUGCGGAACGGCAGUGCGUCCGUUCGGCCGCUGGGUGUCUGCACUCUGGCUCUAGUGAGGGAGGUCUGUCCGUGGUUUCCGGAAGAGAGGGUGUGACACAUGGGACACACACACACACACACACACACACACACACACUCACUCCACACGUCUCAGGUCAGCCACAGCUGAUCCUCAGAAACACUUAUCGCACUGAAGCCUGUACGGAUGCUCUGUGUCAACGAUCAGCUGUGAGCAGAGUGAAUCAAACAGGCACCGUGCAUCCAAACGGGACAUCCCUCUCUCUCCCUUUUGACUUGAAACGCUUAAAGGGACUCAAACACGCCCGACUACUCCGUGGGCUGUGGUGGAACGCUGCGACCGGAGGCUGGCCCAGCUCACGUUGAUGCUGGUGGGCGCUCCCCAGUACUCUCCCUGCAACCUGCUCCUGCCUCCCCGCCCACCAUGGCUAUGAGCAGUGACCCUGGCCGUGAGAUGCUGGACCCCGACUCUGACAAACAGACCAGCAGUCUCGCAGACAACAUGGCUGCCUUGACGACGGAGGACUCCAGCGGCUCUGCGUCCAACGGCGUGAGGAAUGGCGGGGCUCAGCAGGACGCGGCUCAGGCCAAGAAGACUCGUGCGCUGCGGCCUCACCUGACUGGGAGGAAGUUGUCGCUGCAGGAGAGAGGCACUUACCUGUCGGGCUCUGGGGGAGGAUAUACGCACAUAUCCCCUCGUGUGGCUCGCAGGCCCACCGUGGAGUCUAAGCGUGUGUCCAUCUCAGACGCUCAGGACUGUAUCCAGUUGAACCAGUAUAAGCUGAAGAGUGAGAUUGGAAAGGGCUCCUACGGUGUAGUCAAACUUGCCUACAAUGAGGAUGAUGACAAACAUUAUGCCAUGAAGCUGGUGUCUAAGAAGAAGUUGAUGAAGCAGUGUGGUUUUCCACGUCGCCCACCCCCAAGAGGACCCAAAGCGGCCCAAGGAGAGCAGCCCAAAAUCUUAGGACCCCUGGAGAGGGUCUACCAAGAGAUUGCCAUCCUUAAAAAACUGGACCAUGUCAACAUUGUCAAGCUGGUGGAGGUGCUGGAUGAUCCAGCGGAGGACAACCUUCACAUGGUGUUUGAGCUGAUGCCUAAGGGUCCAGUGAUGGAAGUGCCCUCAGACAAUCCUUUUUCAGAGGAGCAGACAAGGUUAUACUUCAGAGACAUCAUCCUGGGCAUUGAGUACCUGCACUACCAAAAGAUUGUCCACCGGGACAUCAAGCCUUCUAACUUGCUACUGGGGGACGAUGGCCACGUGAAGAUAGCAGACUUUGGGGUCAGCAACCAGUUUGAGGGCAACGAUGCUUUGCUGUCCAGCACUGCUGGCACUCCUGCAUUUAUGGCUCCAGAGACCCUUUCAGACACACGAAAGAGCUUCAGUGGAAAAGCGCUGGACGUGUGGGCCAUGGGAGUUACUCUCUACUGUUUCGUCUUCGGGAAGUGCCCCUUUAUUGACGAGUACAUAUUGGCUUUGCACAAUAAGAUAAGGACCAAGCUUGUGGAUUUCCCAGAAACACCAAAGAUCAGUGAAGAGCUGCGGACUCUGAUCUUGCGUAUGCUGGACAAGAACCCAGACACCAGGAUCACCAUGCCUGAAAUCAAGAUGGACCAGUGGGUGACCCAGAGAGGCACUGAUCCUUUGCCCCUGGAGGAGGAGCACUGCUCUGUGGUGGAGGUGACAGAGGAGGAAAUCCAGAAUUCAGUCAAGUUUGUUCCCAGCCUCUCUGCAGUGAUUUUGGUAAGAGCCAUGCUGAGGAAGCGCUCCUUCGGUAACCCCUUUGAGUGCCCGAGCAGGAGAGAGGAGAGGUCCAUGUCUGCACCUGGCAGCCUGCUCAUGGACUCGUGGCCCUUCCGGCCCACUUUUAAACUUCACCCCUCUCUCAGAAAGAGCAGCACAGGAGACGGACCCAGAGAAGGAGAGCUGGAGGACCUGCAUGAAGACGAGCCCUCCUCUUGAGUCUUAAUGGCGCUCCUCCCUUCAACAGAGCUUUAUCUUAAACUCCAUCUUCUUUCCAUUCCUUUGCUUGAACCACAGUGUGCCCACCCCUUCAUCCUUCAAAUCAGUGACACACCACAGGCGUAUCACUCUAUACACUGGAGAGACACCGCUGGAUCACUUGCGUUUACAUUCAGACUCAAAAGCUUGGGCUUGCUUCUUUUUUUUUUUUUUUUUCCUUCUUCAGCCUCAGAGUUUCCUUCUUGAUCCCAAUCCCCCACAAUUCCCUUCUCUAAUGUGGAGUCCUCUGGGCACUGAUGAUCUACAAUGUUGCUUGUCUUAACUGCUCACUGUUGUGACUGGCAUCCGUGAACCGAUGAGAGGAACUCUGCUGAAUUUCUGGAUCAUUAACAGAUUGAAUUAUUGUUGCGGAAGAACGGCACGGACAUGUUUGUCAGCUGGCAGUACACUGUAAUGUGGGGGGAAAAAACUGCCAAACUCUGAGUUCUUUUUUUUUUUACCCGUUUGCAUGGAUGAACAGUUGGGCCUCAUCAUCAGACUGUCGACAGCCACCUGUCACAGUCAGGCGAAGAGAAUAAUCAUCCCAGAUUUCAGCAUGUAAAUGACUCUUCAGUGAACUACAGUGCUUUGUUUUAAAUUAUUUAUCGGUUAUCGUCUCACAGCCCUAUUCUUGUGUGUGUGCCAUCAGCUUUUACACUGGAAGGUCCAAGCCCUUCCAGUUCUGGCCUGACUGGUUGAACGUCUCUGACAGGAAGGAAAGGAAGUCAGCUGUCUGAGGCCGGUCACACAGAAAGGACUACAUCAUGUCUACUGUAAUGUGUAAUUGUAUCUGUGUUAGAACUCAUUUCACACUUCCUCUCCUACACUUUGUUUGUCUGAUUUCUGUUCUCUGACACUGUCUCUUUCCCUUUUAUGUCAUACAGUAACCCUUGAUUUGAUGUGAAGUAAUUGUGACAGAUAUUGGAGCCUUAUGAAGUGGAUGUUUGAUGGCGAAUGUGAACACACUGUAAACUACUCCGAUGGCCUAUACCUUAAAUAAUUCCCCCUACAAAUUAGAAUGUAUUAUUAUACAAUGCUCUUUGAUGCAGAGCUGAUUUGAAGGCAUGAAUAAUCUUAUUGUCGGAGUUAAACAUCAAACAGAUGAAAUUGAAUCAGUUAUCCAGGCUCAGGGACUGUACACACAUUCUUAUUAAGGGGGAGGGGAGUACAGAAAAGGGGGAGGCUUAUAUAAGUUUCCUUUUUGCUGAUGGGAGGGUAGUGAGAGCAGAUCUUUUUUUUUUUUUGUCAAUCACCCCAAAUUUAUAUUUCAGUAUUCCCUAGCAGAAUAAAAUAAAGGGAAUCAGGUGUUCAGGUGUGCACAGUGGGUCAUAGAGGACAACAACCCCUGCACUGUUUAAGGGAUUUAUUC
Messenger RNA from Perca fluviatilis (European perch), 3456 nucleotides. It is a transcript of the gene camkk1a, whose product is annotated as calcium/calmodulin-dependent protein kinase kinase 1, alpha a. Lineage: Eukaryota; Metazoa; Chordata; Actinopteri; Perciformes; Percidae. Gene Ontology annotation, molecular function: protein kinase activity; ATP binding. The coding region runs from base 513 to 2048 and encodes 511 amino acids. The transcript is spliced from 17 exons. The record is from RefSeq and is a predicted model, not a curated record. Gene Ontology annotation, biological process: CAMKK-AMPK signaling cascade; activation of protein kinase activity; protein phosphorylation.